Exophiala xenobiotica is the source of this 2438-nucleotide messenger RNA. RefSeq names its product alpha,alpha-trehalose-phosphate synthase [UDP-forming]. Gene Ontology annotation, biological process: cellular response to heat; trehalose biosynthetic process. The transcript has 4 exons. Bases 571 to 2205 code for a protein of 544 amino acids. Lineage: Eukaryota; Fungi; Ascomycota; Eurotiomycetes; Chaetothyriales; Herpotrichiellaceae. Gene Ontology annotation, cellular component: cytosol; alpha,alpha-trehalose-phosphate synthase complex (UDP-forming). Gene Ontology annotation, molecular function: alpha,alpha-trehalose-phosphate synthase (UDP-forming) activity. The record is from RefSeq and is a predicted model, not a curated record.
GACCAACCAGCUCUGACCUUGGCCUCACACGGGGCAACUUGGACUCGAGCUUUCUUCAACCUCAACUGGAAGCCGACUCUAUCAUCGCUUCUAUGAAUUUCUAGCCGCCAGAUCACACCUCCUUCUUGUCUGUCCUCACUCACUGGAUAUCCUUAUCAUAGAAAGAAAAACCGUCCGGUGCCCGCCUCACUUGGCGCCUGCUACACUCUGUCCAGAUCUUGACUACCACCACCACCACCUUCCAAGUCCCUUGCUCAACUACACCUUUGACUUUUAAAAGUAGGCAGUGGCAAUUUCCAACUUUCCAACUCUUUGCACAACAUUCGCACCUAGUGUCUCGACACUCCUCAAUCGCGGACUCCUAGGAUUCUCCUUCACCAGCUAGGGUCAGUCUGUGGAUUCACUGUCCGCUGCCUGUCACAGAGCUGCACCACUGUGGCCCCUCGCACGACCCGAACUUUCACAGUUUAAGCGAGGUUUUUAACGUUGAACCGUAUCUUCGGCCUGACCUCACCUCCACUACAACCCAUCUCAACGACUCGACAGCACAACUCGGAACCUACCGAAAAGAUGCCUUCUGCCACAGAUGAUGCUCCCAAACAGGAGUCCAGGCUGCUUCUGAUCUCGAAUCGUCUCCCAAUCACCAUCAAGCGUUCCACCGACGGCAAGUAUGAUUUCUCAAUGUCAUCAGGCGGACUAGUCACAGGUCUCAGCGGUCUAGCCAAGAGCACUACCUUCCAGUGGUAUGGCUGGCCGGGUCUGGAAAUCCCUAAGGAUGAGAUCGGCGACGUGUGUAGCAAACUGAAAGACGAAUUCAAUGCUGUUCCGGUGUUUAUGGAUGAUGAGCUGGCCGACAGACACUACAAUGGCUUUUCCAACUCCAUCAUGUGGCCUUUGUUCCACUAUCACCCGGGUGAGAUCACCUUUGACGAGUCUGCCUGGCAAGCUUACACCGAGGCCAACCGCUUGUUUGCUCGCACCGUUGCCAAAGAUGUCCAAGAUGGUGACCUGAUCUGGGUGCACGACUACCAUUUGAUGCUCCUCCCUCAGAUGCUUCGUGAGGAGAUUGGCACGUCAAAAUCCAAUGUCAAAAUCGGCUUCUUCUUACAUACUCCGUUCCCAUCCAGUGAAAUCUACCGGAUCCUACCCGUUCGGAAUGAGAUCCUCCUCGGCGUCCUCCACUGCGACCUGAUAGGAUUCCAUACUUAUGACUAUGCACGACACUUCCUUAGCAGCUGCUCUCGGAUCCUAGGACUGACGACGACUCCUAAUGGUGUUGAAUUCGAAGGCAAAGUCGUCACAGUUGGCGCUUUCCCCAUUGGUAUUGACCCUGACAAAUUCACGGAAGGCCUCAAGAAAGAGAAAGUCCAGAAACGAAUCCAGGCGUUACAAGAGAGAUUUAAAGGAAUCAAACUCAUUGUAGGAGUGGACCGUCUCGAUUAUAUCAAAGGUGUUCCCCAGAAACUUCACGCACUCGAAGUCUUCCUCACGGACCAUCCUGAAUGGAUUGGAAAGGUUGUGUUGGUGCAGGUGGCUGUACCCAGUCGGCAAGAUGUCGAAGAGUAUCAAAAUCUCCGCGCUGUAGUCAAUGAACUGGUCGGGCGAAUCAACGGAAAAUUUGGCACGGUAGAGUUCAUGCCCAUUCACUUUAUGCACAAGUCAGUGAACUUCGACGAGCUGAUUGCGCUGUACGCUGUCUCUGACGUCUGCCUCGUCUCAUCCACUCGAGACGGUAUGAACUUGGUUUCAUUCGAAUACAUCGCAACGCAAGAGGAAAGACAUGGUGUCUUGAUCUUAUCCGAAUUUGCUGGUGCCGCCCAGAGUCUGAACGGUAGUAUCUUGGUCAACCCCUGGAACACCGAGGAGCUGGCUGGCGGAAUUCAAGAAGCUGUCACCAUGAGUCCAGAGCACCGCGCCAUCAACUAUGCAAAAUUGCACAAAUAUGUGUCCAAGUAUACCAGUGCUUUCUGGGGACAGUCUUUCGUGGCAGAGUUGACAAGAAUAUCGGCUCAAGGCGAGAAGAAAUUGAAGGCAAGACGUGCAUCUCUGGUACGGAAUCCAACCCAGACUUCUGUUCCUCAGACCACAGAGCCAGAACAAACAGACAAUGCAUCUAAACCUGCUGAGGCAGAUGGAGUCGAGGGCGAACACGGCGAUACUGUUCCCGAACAGGCUGAUCCUGCAUUGCGGUCGAAUACUAACUAAGGCCUUGUCGUUCUGUUCAUUUGCACAGAAAAGGCGCUGGGCCGUAUUAUGCUAGACGGAAGCAUGGCUGGAAUCAAUAGACUGGAACCAAUCCUCUAUGGAUUAUUCAGAAUUGCAAUGCAUCAUGUACGGAAGACGUUCACAGUUCACUCGGCGUAGAGACAGCGGCAAAUUUUAGGUGAUAGACUUAGAAGGGAGCUCUUUAUUGAACUUCUAAUUCGCAUAAUUGUUUC